AUGGCGUCAGCAGAGGAAAAGAAAACGCAGAAGAAGAAGGAAGAGGAAGAGAUGAAAGCGAAGCGGAAAGAGUACAUGUCCAAAGCGGACCCCUCGACGGUGGAGAAGAUGCUGGGUGGAGGCGACCUCGGGAAAGACUACUUCAAGGAAGGCGAAUGGAAGCCGAGCUGGACUUAUCUGGAGUUUGAUGGUGAUGCCUGUCUGGCGGAUGUGCUCGGUAAACCCCAGGAAGGAUUCUACGCGCCAGCUGGAACGAUGCUUCCUUUGGGUGCUCAAUUGCCCGAGAUGACAGUGUUGAAGUAUGGCGGGUACAUCCCGGAAGGAACGUCAUUCCCUGGAGGCGUGAUGGUACCGAUGCACGCUCGUAUGGUCAAUGUAACUGCUUCCGAAGGAAACCACCAAGCCAUCUCCAAAGUCAGCAUCAGAGUCGCUUUGCUCAUCGCCCUGCGAGAACGUCUCCGUCUCGCUCGGACAAACGCUGGCUACUCAGCUAGUACCACUAUGGCGGCUGUAUACCCAUCAUCCGCCUCUGCGCCUUCAGAUGUCUUUCUUGCCCGCCGGAUCGCCGAGAUUCAGACACAUUUCCCUCAGCUCUAUGCCCAAGUCGCAGCAGCGCACACGACGGAGCCUGUACAGAUCCUUCGGGACAGGCCUUGGAAGAACUCAGAGGUAAUCCGAAAAGGGGUCUAUCUCCCUCAACAGACCAAAGACAAAGAGUUUGCUGCGGUACUGCAUCUCGACGGGCAAAAGAUGAUGCAAGAGGACUUUGACAAUGCUCCGCUUUGGCAGAUCACUGUCUAUGCGAGCACCUCUCAGUGCAGAGUAUAUGUGGCACUCUCCGUUGAGCACGUCAUGAUAGAUGGGCGUGCAAUGGCCAAUCUCUUUCAAGCUCUUCUCGCCGAAAACAUCUCCGACCUGCCCCAGGACACGCUGGAAGCAACUCCGCGGGCUGAGGAUACAAUCAACAUGAGACCCUUUCUCCAAACGUACUUCGCCCCUGCGAAAUCAUGGCCAGCAGAACAGAUCGACGUGUCGCCCCUGGCUUCUCCCUCGGCACUUCCUCUCUUUAGCCUAUCCUCGGGCGACGUUUCCCAGCCCAAAGCACUCGCUAGGCUGCAUAAAGUGCCCGCUUUGAAUGCGGCUCUGCUUGCUAUGUACGGCCUGGCGGUAUGGUCAAAGUACCGCUAUACUCUGCGCCCCUUUCGGCUGGUCGCCAUCUCUGCCCGAUCCGAACGAGACGCGCCCCUCUGCCAUGCCUACGCCCUCUCCAACUAUGUCAGCUCGCACCAAAUUGAUGUCUACAUCCAGUCCGGUGACGACUUUUGGACUAUUGCCAGAAAGGUGUCGUAUGACACGAGCAAUCCUCGGGCAAUAUCGCUUGCCAGGAUGAGGAUGGGCAUGAUUGCCCAAAUUCCUGAUGGCAUUUACAUCUCGACCUUUGCCGACCGACACUUUUUGAAGAUUUCCUUCUGA
Molecule: messenger RNA, 1473 nt
Organism: Cryptococcus wingfieldii CBS 7118
Lineage: Eukaryota; Fungi; Basidiomycota; Tremellomycetes; Tremellales; Cryptococcaceae
Exons: 6
Coding region: 1-1473 (490 amino acids)
Source: RefSeq, a predicted model, not a curated record